Abrus precatorius (Indian licorice) is the source of this 2280-nucleotide messenger RNA. RefSeq names its product kinesin-like protein KIN-14C. The record is from RefSeq and is a predicted model, not a curated record. Gene Ontology annotation, biological process: microtubule-based movement. Gene Ontology annotation, molecular function: microtubule motor activity; microtubule binding; ATP binding. NCBI's taxonomy places the organism in Eukaryota, Viridiplantae, Streptophyta, Magnoliopsida, Fabales, Fabaceae. The transcript has 16 exons. The coding region runs from base 88 to 2280 and encodes 730 amino acids.
AACUCGGCUCAGAAGAAUCUUUUGUCCCAGUCAAAGUUUCAACGUGUUUUGCAUAACCCAGUUGAGGGAGAGCCAUCAAGUACAUUUAUGAAUCAAGUAGGUCAUAAGUUGCCUGAGGUGAUUCAACUAAAGCAUGGAAACUACUCAGAUCUUCCUCAUGCAAAACUUUCAGAACUGAUAAAAUCAACCAAUGUGGAUAAUGCUCCUACACAAUCACUUUUAAGUGUUGUAAAUGGUAUCCUGGAAGAAAGUGUUGAAAGAAGAAAUGGCGAAAUACCUCAUCGUGUGGCUUGCUUAUUGAGAAAAGUUGUUCAAGAGAUUGAGAGGCGUAUAUCAACUCAAGCUGGUCAUUUACGCACUCAAAACAAUCUUUUCAAGGCUCGUGAAGAAAAAUAUCAAUCAAGAAUCAAAGUGCUUGAGGCUCUUGCAUCUGGAACAAGGGAAAAGAGUGAGGUAUCACAAGUAACAGAUAAAUCAGUACAAACUGAGAAGACUAAAGAGGAAGAAAAGAGGGAAUAUGACAAAGAGGUUAUUAGAUUGAUUAAAGAGAUGGAGGAUAAAAAUAUGGAAAUUUCAAGAUUGAAACAAGAGCUAGAAACUAUGAAAAACACAUAUGAAGUUCAAUGCUCAAAGUUGGAAUCAGAAGCUAAGGAUGCUAAAGAUGCUAAAGGAGAACUGAAACAGAAAUCAGAAGAAUAUGAAAAUAUGUUGGAAAAAUUAAGAAAUAAGGUUAAAGACAAUGAGGCCCUUUCUGAGUCAAGAUAUCAAAAGUGGAAAAUGAAAGAGAACCAAAUCCGGAAUGCUGUGAAUUUUCAGUGUAGUUCCCUACAGGUAAACUUAUACAUGGGUGAAUCUCCUGAAUUUUCAUGCAUCCAGAAAUUGAAGUUGUCAUGGGAAUCCAUUAAGCAAGAGGCUAUGAAAGAGCAAAUGGUUUAUGUAGAGCAAUGUAAUCGAUUAGGUGUAAAUCUUAAACCACUAGUAGAUGUAGCUGAGAAUUAUCAAACAGUUCUUGCAGAAAAUCGAAAACUUUUCAAUGAAGUUCAAGAAUUAAAAGGUGGAAAUAUAAGAGUAUAUUGUCGAAUCAGACCAUUUCUUCCUGGACUUAAGGAAAAACAAUCUAUUGUGGAACACAUUGGUGACGCUGAAUUGGUUGUGGCAAAUCCCUCCAAACAAGGAAAAGAAGCACUUAAAACAUUUAAGUUUAACAAGAUCUUUGAUCCAGCCUCAACUCAAGGUUUAUUUCUAUAUACUCUCCAUUUUACUAAUUUGAAUGACGCAGCUGAAGUGUAUGCUGACAUACAAGCCUUUAUACGAUCAGUACUUGAUGGGUAUAAUGUAUGUAUAUUUGCUUAUGGCCAAACGGGUUCAGGGAAAACUUACACAAUGAGUGGUCCAAAUAAUGCAACAGGCGAGAGUGUUGGUGUUAACUAUAGAGCUCUUAAUGACCUCUUCAGCAUAUCCACAAGUAGAAAAAGCACCAUAGUCUAUGACAUUGGGGUCCAAAUAGUUGAGAUUUAUAAUGAACAAGUGCGAGAUUUUUUUAUAUUCGUGUAUUUCCUUGAUUUGCACACACUUGGGAUAUUGAGUCACUCUCAACCAAAUGGUUUAGCAGUACCUGAUGCUAGCAUGAUGCCAGUUAAAUCAACCUCAGAUGUUAUGAAGCUAAUGGACAUCGGCCUAAAAAAUAGAGCUAAGGGUUCCACUGCUAUGAAUGAAAGAAGUAGCCGUUCUCACAGUGUUGUUUCAAUUCACGUUCGUGGGUUAGAUAAGAAGUCUGGUUCUACUCUUCAAGGUAAUCUUCAUUUGGUAGACUUGGCAGGAAGUGAAAGGGUUGAUCGUUCUGAAGUAACUGGAGAUAGGCUUAAGGAAGCACAACAUAUUAACAAAUCACUAUCUGCCCUUGGAGAUGUCAUUUUUGCACUUGCUCAAAAGAGUGCUCAUGUACCAUACAGAAACAGCAAGCUUACUCAACUUCUGCAAUCAUCUCUUGGUGGUCAUGCAAAGACACUCAUGUUGGUCCAAAUUAAUUCAGACCAGAAAUCUUAUUCUGAAUCUCUUAGUACUUUGAAGUUUGCUGAGAGGGUUUCUGGAGUUGAAUUAGGAGCUGCAAGAAGUACCAAAGAUGGUAGAGAUGUCAGAGAAUUAAUGGAGCAGGUGUCUUCUCUCAAGGAUACCAUUUUGGUUAAAGAUGAAGAGAUUGAGCGGCUACAAUUACUUAAGGAUCUGAAAAAUGUUUAUCCUAGUGGCAAUUCUGAGAAGCCUGAAAAUGCCUCUGAAUGA